CGGCAGCAACGUCGAAGCAGACGCAACUGAAGCAAGCUAAAGAGCUGCGAAUAUUACGCAUACGCGACGUGUGCCACAAGUGCCGCUAAAUUGACGCCAAAAAUUGAAACAGCUAACGAACAUUAGGCCGUUUUUUUGUUUGCCACGCUGUUGCUCGUUAGUGAAAUUCCAGUUCGCUGUUGACGGUUGCGAAUGGCGAAGUCGGGCGCAUAAUUUGUAUAGCAACAGCCAGCGGUAACGGGUCCAGGAUAACAAACUCGCUUAAAGCUGGCCAUAAACGUGCGUGUUACCGACUGGCAACAGUUUCAGUCUCAGCAUUGGCCAUGUGGCAACGACUACGUACAACGCUGCCGCCCUCGGCACGGGCAAGACGCAUGCCAAUGAGGCAAUGAGAUAAAUCACAGCCACCGAGAAGGACCACAACCAGCACAUCCUACCAAAUGCAAUCUAAAGUGUACGCUUCUUGGCCAAGUGCCACGUAGCUCUUCACGUACAGGCCAAAACAGCCGGCAGGACAACGCAAAGUUGAAGCUGAGUCUAAGUCGGAGACGGAGACAGCAUAACCACAGCCAGGAGAAAGAGAGUGGCAACGAGGAAGACAGAGAGAGAGAGAGGGGGAAAGAGCACGUCAUGUUGCGAGAUAUCUUUCUAUAUUUAGUUCUAAUCGUUUUAUUUUGCUUUAUUUUCAUGGCGCAGUUAAUCGUCAACGUUUACGCAUUCCAACGUCAGCCAACCCCCGCACAGAGGGCAGAACGCAAUGAAAUUAUAUUUGUCUAGGGCCCCCAAGGUGGCUAAGCCCCCAAUGUCCGCACCCCACCUCCAGGGAGGCGCCAAAGGCAUAAGUCAAGCAUUGCCGCUCUGGUUUGCCAUUUAAUGAGCAGAGCAGAGCAGAGCAAAGGAGACUGUGAAAACUUAAAGCUCAAAUCAAAGAAAACUCUUGCUGCCUGUUGGGUGUUGGCUGUUCUCUGUUGGCUGCUUUCUGUUGACUGUUCUCUGUUGGUUGUUGCUCUGAACUGAUAAACUAGGUUGCGCGCUAAUUAGUAACGGUAGUCUUGGGAGUGCUGUCAUGAAUGCACAAUACACUCGUGCACAAUGAAACUUUGCCCAACAAUAAGCCGCAACUGAAGCCGCGGUAAGCCAACUCGUUCGCUGCGAGUAAAUCGCGCAAAAGUUAUGCAAAGUGGCAAAAAAGGCUAAAAUAUACUCGGAAUAGUUGACUCGCAA
Drosophila innubila is the source of this 1224-nucleotide messenger RNA. RefSeq lists its product as uncharacterized. NCBI's taxonomy places the organism in Eukaryota, Metazoa, Arthropoda, Insecta, Diptera, Drosophilidae. Bases 631 to 777 code for a protein of 48 amino acids. The transcript has 2 exons. The record is from RefSeq and is a predicted model, not a curated record.